Molecule: messenger RNA, 1065 nt
Organism: Salvelinus fontinalis (brook trout)
Lineage: Eukaryota; Metazoa; Chordata; Actinopteri; Salmoniformes; Salmonidae
Product: phospholipid scramblase 2-like
Exons: 1
Coding region: 1-1065 (354 amino acids)
Biological process (GO): plasma membrane phospholipid scrambling
Cellular component (GO): plasma membrane
Molecular function (GO): phospholipid scramblase activity
Source: RefSeq, a predicted model, not a curated record
AUGGCCUCCAAAGGACAUGGCGACACCGACUCAGGACGGUUACCCCCGGCCCCAGCUUACUCCAAAGAGGUGCCGCCUGGUCACAAUGCUGUGUACCCAGCACCCACCGUGGUGCCACCACCCCCAAGCAACCUGACACCUUCAGCCCCACCGGUUCAUGCGAUGAUGCCUGCCUCUCUCGGACCACACAAUGUUGUCUACCCAGCUCCCAUAAACCCUGGAUUCCCACCCCCUGGAUACAUGACCCCUUCCGCUCCUCCGAUGAUGCCUGCCCCUUUCGGACACCCUAAUGCUGUCUACCCUGCGCCCAUGAACCCCGGAAUCCCGCCAGUACCCCCAGGCUACGUGCCCCCUCCGGUCCCUGCGAGGAUGCCUGCCCCGCCGCCUGAUCUCCGACCCACCGGCUGCCCCCCAGGACUGGAAUACCUGGUUCAUGUCGACCAGCUUCUCGUCCAUCAGACUUUUCAUCUGGCCGAACUGCUGGGUUGGGAGGUUAGAAAUUCCUACAUUGUGAAGAACAGUAUCGGGCAACAAGUGUUUCUGGCGGAAGAGGAGAACAACUGCUGCACCCUACAGUGCUUUGGCCCCAGCCGACCUUUCACCUUUCACAUCCAGGACAACCUGGGGCAGGAGGUGUUGACCCUGAUGCGCCCUCUUGCGUGCAGCUACUGCUGCUUCCCCUGCUGCCUGCAAGACCUGGAGGUGCAGAGUCCCCCCGGUAUUCCAAUAGGGUAUGUGGUGCAGGAGUGUCACCCGUUCCUGCCCAAACUCACUGUGCUGAACGAGAAGAGACAGCCUCAGCUGAGGAUCAAAGGGCCGCUGUUUUUCUGUAGUUGUUGCAGAGACGUCACAUUUGAGGUGAAGACUCUGGAUGACUCAAUGUUGAUAGGACACAUCAGUAAGCAGUGGUCCGGCUUCCUGCGCGAAGCCUACACGGACGCAGAUCAUUUUGGAAUCGUGUUCCCAAUGGACCUGGAUGUGAAGAUGAAGGCUGUGCUGCUGGGAGCCUGCUUCCUGAUUGAUUUCCUGUAUUUUGAGGAAAGGAAAGGAGACAAGAAACAUUGA